Arachis duranensis is the source of this 2487-nucleotide messenger RNA. RefSeq names its product long-chain-alcohol oxidase FAO2. Gene Ontology annotation, molecular function: flavin adenine dinucleotide binding; long-chain-alcohol oxidase activity. The transcript has 3 exons. Lineage: Eukaryota; Viridiplantae; Streptophyta; Magnoliopsida; Fabales; Fabaceae. The record is from RefSeq and is a predicted model, not a curated record. The coding region runs from base 131 to 2359 and encodes 742 amino acids.
AGACAAUACUUGUAGAAAUUUAUUGCAAUCCUGAUUGGCAUACUCCAUAAUUGAACGAUUGUCUUGUUCCAUAAUCACUGACAAUAAAAAGCAGUACUUUGUAACUGUUUAAGUCAGAGAGAGAGACAUAAUGGAAGAUGGAAAGAAUUGUCACCCUCUUCUGAGAGGAGGUAACACAAGAGAGAAAGGUUACAGCCAUGGCCUAUCUUCCUCUCAGAUGCAAGUUAUGGCUUCCUUCUGUGAGGCCCUAUUGCCUUCUCUCCCAUUAAACAAGGAACAAAAUCAUGCACUUUCAGCUUUCUACAGUGUCUCUGGUUCUCAGGCUCCAUUUCCUGAUGAGACUGCAGAGAUCAUGUUCAAGAGGGUAAUGCCACAAGCAUGGUCCUUGGUUAGCUGGGUUUUGUGGAUUCUUUCAUUCAGGUUUGGGGCACUGUUGCUUUGUGGAAAGGAUUGCUUGGAAUGGAAGUGGCCUUUCAUCCACAAAUUCUCUGAGAUUCCAUUGAACAAGAGAGAAGAAAUUCUCAGGAAAUGGUCAAGGGAGAACCAUUGGAGACCUCUCAGGAUAGUGUUUGUGCUCAUCAAACUUGUCUCCUUCUACAAUUUCUUCACAAGGACUGAUGGAAGUGGGCAUAAUCCAGCAUGGGAAGCAAUGGGUUACAAAGUGGACACCAGGCAGAAGUUAACACAUAAGGAGAGGCCUCUACAGAAGGGGAUAGUAGAGACUAUGUAUGAAAAUGAUUCUACUUUAAUCCAGUCUCUCACCGAAAAGGGCCUUGAAGUCACUGAAGAUCCAGAGCACAAUUCAUACAAUAUCAAAUGUGAUAUUGUCAUUGUUGGCUCCGGCUGUGGUGGGGGAGUUGCGGCUGCAAUUCUCGCAAACUCGGGUCUGAAAGUGGUUGUCCUAGAGAAAGGAGAGUAUUUUGUUUCCGAAGAUUAUUCUUCCCUUGAAGGUCCAUCCAUGAAUGAGCUUUAUGAAUCAGGUGGAAUCAUGUCAAGCGUCGAUGGGAAGAUGAUGAUCUUGGCUGGUUCAACAGUUGGUGGAGGCUCGGCUAUAAACUGGUCUGCAUGCAUCAGAACACCUGAUCCUGUUCUGAAGGAAUGGUCUGAAAGAUAUAAAAUCCCACUUUUUGGGAGCUCUAAUUAUCAAUCUGCAAUGGAUGCGGUAUGCAAAAGGAUUGGUGUGACACCACAAUGUGCAAAAGAAAGCUUUCAAAAUCAAAUUUUCAGAGAAGGAUGCAAGAAAGUUGGCUUAAAAGUUGAGUCAGUUGCAAUAAACGCUUCAGCAGAUCACUAUUGUGGCUCAUGCUGUUAUGGUUGUAGAACUGGAGAUAAGAAGGGCACUCACUCUACUUGGUUGGUUGAUGCUGUGGCGAAUGGUGCAGUGAUUGUCGCCGGAUGUAAAGCCGAGAAGUUCAUAUUGGAAGAUGGAAAGAAUGGACUGAAGAAAAAGAAAUGCAUAGGAGUAAUUGCUGCAGCCACUUGGAGGAGUAAGGUCACAAAGAAACUCCGAAUCGAAUCCAAGGUAUCUAUUUCAUCAUGUGGCUCUCUCUCCACUCCUCCUCUAUUGAUUUCAAGUGGUCUGCAAAAUCCAUACAUUGGGAAGAACCUCCGUCUGCACCCGGUCCAGUUAGCUUGGGGCUACUUCCCGGAAGACAUGACAAACUUCAGUGGUACUAACUAUGAGGGAGGAAUCAUAACUGCAAUCCACAAAGAAUUUGCAGAGGAUUCCACCCCAAAAUUCAUUAUAGAAGCACCUGCUCUAGGACCUGGAUCAUUUUCAACAUUGGUUCCUUGGGUCUCAGGGCUCGAUGCGAAAGACAGGUUGGCGAAGUAUGCAAGAACUGCUAACCUUUUUGCAUUGGUAAGAGACAAGGGGUCAGGAGAAGUAAAGGCUGAAGGCAGAGUUUCUUACAGACUUGACCAAGUGGACAAGGAAAGCCUUAGAAUUGGAUUGAGGAAGGCCUUGAGGAUCUUGGUUGCGGCCGGAGCUGUAGAAGUCGGCACUUACAGGAGUGAUGGCCAAAGAAUCAAAUGCAAAGGGAUCAAGGAGGAAGAUUUUGAGGAGUUUCUGGACACAGUCACAGUGCCCGGUGGUCCCAGCUCAAGGAAUGAACUUUGGACUAUUUUCACUACUGCACAUCAGAUGGCAAGUUGUAGGAUGGGCGCCACCGAAGAUGACGGCGCGCUCGAUGAAAAUGGCGAGAGUUGGGAAGCAGAAGGGUUGUAUGUGUGUGAUGCAAGUGUGUUUCCCAAUGCAGUUGGUGUCAACCCCAUGAUAACAAUUCAGUCCACAGCAUAUUGUAUUGCCACUAAGAUUGCAGAAUCACUGAUGAAAGAAAUGAAGAACAUGAACAGCUAAUUUUGUACCAUUCUAGUUUAAGAGUUUCAUUUUUAAUUUAUCUUUUUCCUUCCAUGUUCAAAUCCAAUAAUUUAUCCAUGAUUUAUGUAUAUUGUUAGCAAUGACAUAAUGAACUUUAUUUGCUUGAA